This is a messenger RNA of Aspergillus terreus NIH2624, 1218 nucleotides long. RefSeq names its product protein kinase domain-containing protein. Gene Ontology annotation, biological process: protein phosphorylation. The record is from RefSeq and is a predicted model, not a curated record. Bases 1 to 1218 code for a protein of 405 amino acids. NCBI's taxonomy places the organism in Eukaryota, Fungi, Ascomycota, Eurotiomycetes, Eurotiales, Aspergillaceae. Gene Ontology annotation, molecular function: protein kinase activity; ATP binding. The transcript has a single exon.
AUGACUCUCACGCAUAUGCCCAUCCGGCUCUCCGUCCGGACAGAAACCGAUGCAGACAAGGACCCCCAAGCGCCACCACGAGCGGUGGCGCCCGGCUUGACCCCUCCGGUGACCCCCACUGUUCUAGAAGAGCGCAGUCCAGCUUCAUCCGAGCCCGCAGCGCCCUCGCUCCCUACUGAUGUUAUUCCAUCGUCCUUGGAGCCCUUCACCCCUCUUCCAUAUGAGGGAGACCUCGAGUUCCAGUAUGACCCCAAGGGUCGUCCCCUCGAGUACGGUCGAGGCGUUUGGAGCGUCGUCUACAUGGCCUCCCGCACGUCGCCGCCCUCGUCGCCGCUCAUGACCCCUCCAAGCUCCCCCGCCCCAGGCAGCAGGCUCGUCGCCGUCAAAUCGCCUGCACGCAAGGAUGCCCACGCUGUCCUAGACGCCGAGGGCCAAACCCUCACCCGCAUCACCAGCGUCCCGGGCUCUGAGCACCAUGUCGUGCCCUUCCACGGCUACAUCGCCGAGUCGCACUCCCUCGUCAUGUCCGCCGUCCCGCUGUCGCUCGCUACCUACAUCGAGGACAAGGCCGGCCUCGCGCAGAAGCAGCUCUCCACCCGCACCAUGUUCGACCCCGUCCAAGGCCUAUCCCAGUGGCAGGAUCUCGCGCGGAAGCUCAUCGCCGGCCUGCACUGGCUGCAUUCGGCCUCGCACGUCGUCCACGGCGAUAUCAAACCCCACAAUCUCCUCCUGCAACCUCGGUCCGCCGCCGCCGCCGCCGCCGCCGACGGCUUUCCCUUCGACGUCCUCUUCGCGGAUUUCUCCUCCGCCCAUAGCAUCGCUGGCGACUCGCUCUCCGCCGUCAAGGGCUCCGCCGCUACCACCGCGCUGACGGCCCUGACGCCCCCCUUCGCCGCGCCGGAGCUCCUUUCCGUCUCGUCCCUGACCUCGCCGGACGUCGCUCCCACCCCCGCCUCCGACGUCUUCUCUCUCGCCGUCACCCUCCUCGCCGCUGCCACCGGCGAUCUCUUGAUCUACCCCGGCGCCAGCAGCAUGCAGCGCCUCGCCAUGGCCCGCGAGGGCCAUCGCGUCAUCGAGUUCGCCCGCUCCGGCCCCAGCGGCUCCCGUGUGCCGCGCAACGGCCUCGUCGAGCGCAUCAUCGCCCCGGCGCUCUGCAAGGACCCCGCGAAGCGCAUCCUUCCUGGGGAUUGGUUGGAUCUGGUGAAUGCUGCGGCUUAA